GCGCCUGGCUGAGCCAGGCUGCUCCGCUGUGCGCACAUUCCGGGCGCUGCUUCUCCGGCUCCCCGGCCCUUGCGCAGGCACCUGGCGGCAGGGGCGGCGGGGUCGCCAGGGCUGAGCGCAGGACGCGCCCACCGACUCGGAGGGAGCAGGAGAUGGACGCUCCGCGGAGCCCCCCGCAGCUGGACCGGGACCUGCUGGAGUCCCCCGAGGGCUGCCCGUCCCCGCUGGAGCUCAAGUCCGCCCCCAGCAAGAAGAUGUGGGUCAAGCUGCGGGCGCUGCUGAGGUACAUGGUGAAGCAGCUGGAGAAUGGCGAGGUGAACAUCGUGGAACUAAAGAAGAACCUGGAGUACACAGCUUCACUGCUAGAGGCCGUCUACAUUGAUGAGACCAGGCAAAUCCUGGACACAGAGGAUGAGCUGCAGGAGAUCAAGUCGGAUGCGGUGCCGUCGGAGGUGCGGGACUGGCUGGCCUCCACCUUCACCCAGCAGACCCGCGCUAAGGGCCGACGCUCCGAGGAGAAGCCCAAGUUCCGCAGCAUCGUCCACGCCGUUCAGGCCGGCAUCUUCGUCGAGAGGAUGUUCCGCCGGACGUACACAGCUGUGGGGCCUAACUACUCCACUUCUGUCAUCAACUGCCUGAAGACCCUGGACCUGUGGUGCUUCGAUGUGUUUGCGCUGAACAGAGUGACGGAGGACCAUGCCCUGCGCACCAUUGUCUUUGAGCUGCUCACCAGACACAACCUCAACAGCCGCUUCAAGAUUCCCACUGUGUUUUUAAUGACCUUACUGGACGCACUGGAGGCUGGCUAUGGGAAAUACAAGAACCCCUACCACAAUCAGAUCCAUGCGGCGGACGUGACCCAGACUGUGCACUGCUUCCUGCUGCGCACUGGCAUGGUGCACUGUCUGACGGAGAUUGAGGUCCUGGCCAUCAUCUUCGCAGCUGCCAUCCACGACUAUGAGCACACGGGCACCACUAAUAGCUUCCACAUUCAGACCAAGUCUGACUGUGCCAUCCUGUACAACGACCGCUCGGUGCUGGAGAACCACCACAUCAGCGCUGUCUUCCGCAUGAUGCAGGAGGAUGAGAUGAACAUUUUCGUCAAUCUGGCCAAGGAUGAGUUUGGGGAGCUGCGGUCCCUGGUGAUUGAGAUGGUCCUGGCCACAGACAUGUCCUGUCACUUCCAGCAGGUCAAGUCCAUGAAAACCUCCCUCCAGCAGCUGGAGAGGAUUGAUAAAUCGAAAGCGCUGUCGCUGCUGCUGCAUGCAGCCGACAUCAGCCACCCCACCAAGCAAUGGAGCGUCCACAGCCGCUGGACCAAGGCUCUGAUGGAGGAGUUCUUCAGACAGGGGGACAAGGAGGCUGAGCUGGGCCUGCCCUUCUCUCCGCUCUGUGAUCGCAAGUCCACGCUGGUGGCCCAGUCCCAGAUCGGUUUCAUCGAUUUCAUCGUGGAGCCCACUUUCUCGGUGCUGACGGACGUGGCGGAGAAGAUCGUCCUCCCGCUGGUGGAGGAAGACUCCAAGUCUAAGUCCUCCUCCAGCCAGCAGAGCAGUUCUCAAUGGAAGCAGCCGUCCCUGGACGAGCAUUCAGAGCUGGGCGACAUCAACGCUGACAUCACCAGCUUCCGCUCCACAUGGACCAAGUACAUCCAGGAGAACAAGCAGAAGUGGAAGGAGCGAGCAGCCAGCGGGAUCACUAACCAGACAUCCAUUGAUGAGCUGUCACCGUGCGAGGAGGAGCCACAUGUGCCCGAAAACCAGCACAAUCAGAACGGUGAUGUGGAAUAGCACAGUCUGCGAGGGAGAGAGGUCCCUUUUCCAACUGAAUGAUGCAGUUUAGUCCAAAGUAUUCGAUGCCAUCGAAAUCAGCACCAUCGCAGGAGGAGCCGCCCCAGGCCAGAGGGCGAGAGGGAGCAACCAUUGUCAAGAUAUAAAAAUUAAUGUAAA
Messenger RNA from Malaclemys terrapin pileata, 1946 nucleotides. It is a transcript of the gene PDE1B, whose product is annotated as phosphodiesterase 1B. The record is from RefSeq and is a predicted model, not a curated record. NCBI's taxonomy places the organism in Eukaryota, Metazoa, Chordata, Testudines, Emydidae. The transcript is spliced from 16 exons. The coding region runs from base 153 to 1787 and encodes 544 amino acids. Gene Ontology annotation, molecular function: 3',5'-cyclic-nucleotide phosphodiesterase activity. Gene Ontology annotation, biological process: signal transduction.